Molecule: messenger RNA, 888 nt
Organism: Aspergillus sclerotioniger CBS 115572
Lineage: Eukaryota; Fungi; Ascomycota; Eurotiomycetes; Eurotiales; Aspergillaceae
Exons: 5
Coding region: 1-888 (295 amino acids)
Source: RefSeq, a predicted model, not a curated record
AUGGCCGAUGUGCCUCCCUACGCACUCUACGAUCGAAUUUUCAUCGCCCUCACCAUGGCCUGGUUUGAUAGGCUGCAGAAGAGAGUAUUGACCUCCGUCGAGUCCAAUGAAGAACUCCAGAAAGCCUGUGAGGGGUUUUUCAAUGACGCUAUUCUGGAAAGUCAAGUUUUAAACCUGGCUGCAUCAGAGAUUAAGAACGUGCCCGAGGUAUUCCACCUCCACGCUGACCCCGAUUCUAAGUGGUGGGAGCUCUCAGAGGAAGAGCGUACCAAACCUGUCCCGGAGUAUCUCGAUAAUAUUUGGACCGACUGCUAUAGCGCGGGGUUCUUGUCCUUCGACUCAGAAUACAUCACCAUGGUUCUCCUCGCGCUGCUUAGUAAACGCUUCAUCUCGUGCCAAUAUACCCUACAGCUACGAGCCAGGACGCCUCUGACUUUGAAGAAUUGGCAAUACGAAAAUCGGACAGCCAAGAUCAAAGGGAAAAUAGGUUGGACUGUGUGGUGCAACCAACGCGCUUUCCCUCGACGUGACCCUGAGACUGGAGAGCGCGUUGAGGACGAUUCCUAUAAGGUUGAAUCAUCCGUAACUCUUGCGGAUGAUCCACCAACCGAGGAAACGAGCAGGUCAUCCCGAUUACAGAGUCUAUGGGUUGCAGCCAGUCUGAGGGAGUGGCACUUUUUUCGGAUUGACAGCGAUUCCACAUAUUCACACAAGUGCUACCGAACCAGUAUUGAUUUGAUGGACAAAGAUGCCUUCCGAAAAUUCGAUCGCUUGCUGAACGAAGUCACUUCUACAAAUUCUCCAGGAUUGAAGAAAGAGGUUACAGAUGAUGAAGGGGACCUUGUCAACAUUCCUAUUGAUGAAGCGGGUGAUCUCUACUGGCACUGA